AUGUUCAACAACACGCAAUAUGUGAACGAGGAGGGAAAUGCUAUAAAAUGCUUUCUCGUUAUUCCUGCGAGCAACGCAGAUCCGGAGCGUAGUUUUUCUACCGCCAACAGGCUCUCCAGAGGCGAACGCAGCAACCUGAAAACCGAGACCUUGGACGAUCUCAUGGUGAUACAUCGAAAUGGACCGAGUGUUCUCACUGUUAAACCCAGAAACUUAGUACAUCAAUGGACGAACCCGCGUCCCGGCUUAAAGCUGAAGCCUCACUUGCCUUCCUCAACUGAGAGGCAGGGUAGUCUCAUGAAGGAAAUAAAGGACUCCUUAUGGCGAGAUGAUAAACACAAGCUCGUGGAUCUUUAUGCCACACAUUCAAUGUCGGUACAAGGAUCAAGUGAAAGUGAAGCCGCCGACGCGCAACAUCAGUCAAAAAAAGACCAAGAAAUGUCAAGAGCAAUGAUUUUUUCUUCGGGCAUAUUCCAUGAUCCCGAUGAAGACAAACAAUAA
Molecule: messenger RNA, 501 nt
Organism: Ostertagia ostertagi
Lineage: Eukaryota; Metazoa; Nematoda; Chromadorea; Rhabditida; Trichostrongylidae
Source: the annotation of a GenBank genome assembly